AUGUCCUCCUUCCGCUUCAUCUGCCAGCGCUGCAGCCAGCCCCUGAAACUGACAGAGUCCACGGAAACCUCCCAGGAACCUGCAGCUUCAUCGCUCCACUCUGCUCGAGGGGAACCAGGAGAACCCCAGGGGGCUUCUUCCGGAGAGGAAGCCAGUGUUGUAAAUCUACAGGAUGGCACCUCUUGCCGGCCCUUCCCUGGUGGUGAGAUGUUCUGGGCCAGUUCUGAAUUCACUCUGCUUGGGAGACUGGGCUCCCUGAGAAGCCUCAACAGCAUCCAGAAGGCCAUUAGGGACAUUUUUGGCAUCCUCUCUGGUGAAACGGUUGUGGAUCACCCCCUCUGUGAGCACUGCACUGACUGUCUUUUAGAGCAACUGGAUGCUCAACUCACCACCACAGAUUCUGAGGUUCAGAACUACAGGCGCUGUUUAGAGACCAGGGGGUGGGGGAGUGAGGCUGAGAGGGAGACGCUGCGGAAGCAGCUGAAGGGCCUGGAACUGGAGGAAUCGAGGCUGGUCCGAGAGCUGGAGCAGGUACAGAAGAACCGAGAAAGGACCACAGCAGAUCUGGAGGCAGCCCAGGCGGAGACUGAGAUGCUGGACCAGCAGGAACAGCAGUACCAGAAAGACUACAGUAAGUUGAAAUGGCAGCAACUAGAACUUCACGACGAGCUGGGCAGUGUGGCGAGGCGGCUACAGCAUGCCCAGACCCGGUGGGACCAGCUGGAGAAAACCAAUGUCUUCAGGGCCACAUUUGAGAUCAGGCAUGGUGGUCCUAUAGCCAUCAUCAAUAACUUCAGGCUGGGCUCCCUCCCCGCGGUCCCUGUGGGCUGGAAUGAGAUAAACGCAGCCUGGGGACAGACUGCCUUGCUGCUCCACGCCCUGUCCAACGCAAUUGGCCUGGAGUUUCAGAGGUAUCUACUUGUCCCCUGCGGAAACCACUCCUACCUGAAGUCUUUAACAGGUGACCACAUUGAGCUGCCGUUAUUUGCGAAUGGGCAGCAGAGUGUUUUCUUGAAUAACAAAUUCGACCAGGCGAUGGUGGCUUUCCUGGACUGCAUGCAGCAGUUCAAGGAAGCAGCUGAGAAAAGUGAGCCACCACUCUUUUGGCCCUACAAGAUUGACGUGAAGAAAGGCCUGAUGGAAGACCCUGGAAGCCAUGGUGGAUUCUAUCCCAUCAGGACCCACCUGAACACGGAGGAGGAGUGGACGCGAGCGCUCAAGCUCAUGCUUAUAAAUUUUAAGUCGAGUCUCCUGUGGGUCUCCUUAAGGUAUCAUCAAAAAAGACUUUCUUUUUCUCCAUGA
This is a messenger RNA of Phacochoerus africanus (Common warthog), 1302 nucleotides long. RefSeq names its product beclin 2 (gene BECN2). The transcript has a single exon. Gene Ontology annotation, cellular component: phosphatidylinositol 3-kinase complex, class III, type II; phosphatidylinositol 3-kinase complex, class III, type I; phagophore assembly site. NCBI's taxonomy places the organism in Eukaryota, Metazoa, Chordata, Mammalia, Artiodactyla, Suidae. Gene Ontology annotation, biological process: autophagosome assembly; cellular response to nitrogen starvation; autophagy. Bases 1 to 1302 code for a protein of 433 amino acids. The record is from RefSeq and is a predicted model, not a curated record.